UGCCAAGCCUGGCACACAAAGCUGAUUAUGGGGCAUAGAGGUGGAGUUGGAGAAAGUGUCAUUUAGGAGAUUUCUCUACAUCCAGACAGGAAGUUUAUUCUGCAUCCCUUUUUAUUAUUUUUAUUAUUAUUAUUCUGACCAUUGGAAGAAUUUCCUCGGAUGAGAAGAUCAAGGAGGUGACUUUGAUUUCGGUUGCUAUUUUUGGGGAGAAGCCCCCAUUUAUCAGAUGAGCUCUUCUACCCUGCGGAGAUCGUGAGACUGCUAAGGGGGCACUGGGGCACAGUGCUGCAGCGGCUGCGGCUUCGGGUAUAUGUGGAUUGCUGGGUGGGGGGGCAUCAAGGUGCUGACUGUGCAGGCUCAAUCAUGAUGGUCCAUUGCGCUGGCUGCGAAAGGCCCAUCCUGGACCGCUUUCUUCUCAAUGUGCUGGACCGGGCCUGGCAUGUCAAAUGUGUCCAAUGUUGUGACUGCAAAUGUAAUCUCACCGAGAAAUGCUUUUCCAGAGAAGGCAAACUCUACUGCAAGACUGACUUCUUCAGGAGGUUUGGUACAAAGUGUGCAGGGUGCUCCCUAGGAAUCUCCCCCAGUGACCUAGUGAGGAAAGCCAGGAACAAAGUAUUCCACUUGAAUUGUUUUACCUGUAUGGUCUGCAACAAGCAGCUCUCCACCGGGGAGGAACUCUACAUCAUAGACGAGAACAAAUUCGUCUGCAAAGAGGAUUAUGUCAGCAGCACCAGCAGCCUCAAGGAGGGCAGCCUCAACUCAGUAGAUGAUGUGAAUGUAAUCGUCAAGUGUGAAAUGGAUAAUCAAACAGUGCCUGUUUCUUCUUGUACAGACAGAAGUUUGUCUCCAGACCUUCAAGACCCCAUACAAGAUGAAAACAAAGAGACAGAUCACUCUACAUCUUCAGAUAAAGAGACAACCAAUAAUGAAAAUGAGGAGCAGAACUCUGGUACGAAAAGAAGAGGACCAAGGACCACCAUAAAAGCAAAGCAACUAGAGACCCUAAAGGCAGCUUUUGCAGCUACACCCAAACCCACAAGGCACAUUCGUGAGCAAUUAGCUCAAGAAACAGGACUUAAUAUGAGGGUGAUUCAGGUUUGGUUCCAAAACAGGAGGUCCAAGGAGAGAAGAAUGAAACAGCUGAGCGCUUUAGGUGCACGAAGGCAUGCGUUCUUCAGGAGCCCAAGACGAAUGCGCCCAUUAGGAGGAAGGCUGGACGAGUCAGACAUUCUUGCAUCUGGCCCUUACAGCUACUAUGGAGAUUACCAAGGGGAUUAUUAUGGAAGUGGAAAUUAUGACUUUUUCCCUCAUGGGCCUCCAUCCUCUCAGACACAAUCUCCAGCAGAUUCCAGCUACCUACAGAAUUCAGGGCCUGGUUCUACUCCUCUUGGCCCUCUUGAACCACCCUUAGGUGGUCACCACCCUUCAGAAAACCAAAGAUACGCGGACAUGAUAUCUCACCCGGAUACACCCAGCCCGGAGCCCGGCAUGACCGGGUCUUUGCAUCCCAUUUCUGGAGAAGUCUUCAGCAGUGGUCCAAGUCCUCCAUUUUCUAUGUCUAGCAAUAGUGGCUUUAGUGGUCCUCUACCCCAUCAGAACCCUGACAUUAACGAGGGCACAGUAUGGUAAUAAAUAGCAAAUACAUGUACUGUCUUUAUGGACUACAAUCUACAUUCCUUUGAAAGUGAUUUACAAUUUUGAAUUUGAUAGGACAAAGACUCGAUCCUACAAAGGGUAGAAGACAAGAUGUCCAGGAGCACCUUAGCUCCACAACGUGAUUUGCCCUGCUGAGCUCAAAAUAAACAUUUUUUUCUGACAUCUUGGCUCAAGAGAAAACCAAAAGCAAGUUGUAUAAACAAAACCAAAAGCCACCUCCCUGACAGUAAAAGAUGGACUUCCAGCCUGCCUCCUUCUGACUCAUCCAAAGCAUUGGACAACCUACCUGGAUGUGGGAGAUGAUUGGGACCAACAAGACACCAAAACCAAAAUUCACCUUCAUGGCUGCUGUUAAAGAAUAAACUGCCUCCUUAUUUCUGUUUAUUAAAAACCUCUAGUCUGUCUCCUGAAAUAAGACCAAUUCUAUAUUCUAACAUCCACUUGGCAUUUAUGUCUUUCUGAGCCAGGCCCAAAAUAUGCCUAGUAGGAACCGUUUGUACCUAAACUAUCAACACUCAGCCUCAACCCCAAGUCAUAAUCUUUACUCAAGUUUCUUUAGAAAAUUCUAAACCAGAUAAAAACGCAAAAUCUUACCGUGGUCAGUUGGAUAAAAAAAAAAAAAGUACUUUUUUUCUUAUACAUCAACUGUGAUGCUGGGCAGUUAUUUGAAGCAAUAAGACACGUUAGCUGAAAUGCACAUGCUAAUGAGAAGGAUUGGAUUUAGGUAUUGCUCUCACUCCAAGCUUUUGCAUUGAUUAAAUUCUUAGCUGGCAUUAGCAUAGACUGCAUAAGAAAUGGGUGUCAAAUACAUGAACCUUACGUUCUUAUAUUUGGAUGAUAAAAUGCAAGGGAGAGUAUGAAAAAAAAAAAUCUGAAGACUAGUUAUAGAGGUUUAAAGUGGUCUCUUUGAUGUACAUCACAGAAUGGUGUUAGGUUGCCCUCUGGUGGUAACUAUAGGCUUAGUCUCUUGCUCAGUGAUUUUAGCAAUGGCAAGAUGUUACCUAUAUCAGAUAUGCAUCUCAUAAAAGAUGUACACAAAUAUUGCAGGGUUAUUUCUGUUUUUUGUCAAAAUCCCAGUGCUGAAACUUUUAUCUGGGAGACGAGAGGAGGGGGCAGAAGGAAACGCCCCUUUUGCUGUAUUAUAAUUUUAAGAAGCUUAUGGAGCUUCACAUUUACUUAUUUUGUAUAAACAAAUGGAAAAAAUAAAGUAUGUUUUGUGUUUCCUUAUUA
Messenger RNA from Rana temporaria (common frog), 2886 nucleotides. RefSeq names its product LIM homeobox 5 (gene LHX5). Gene Ontology annotation, molecular function: DNA-binding transcription factor activity, RNA polymerase II-specific; RNA polymerase II transcription regulatory region sequence-specific DNA binding. NCBI's taxonomy places the organism in Eukaryota, Metazoa, Chordata, Amphibia, Anura, Ranidae. The coding region runs from base 364 to 1629 and encodes 421 amino acids. The record is from RefSeq and is a predicted model, not a curated record. The transcript is spliced from 6 exons. Gene Ontology annotation, biological process: neuron differentiation; regulation of transcription by RNA polymerase II. Gene Ontology annotation, cellular component: nucleus.